UUUAAUAAAAAGUAUUUUGCUAUGCUUUUCAGGGAUGAUCCUAAAGAAAUGCCAGCAUUAGUGGGAGCUAACUCAGCAAAGACUGACUGUAUUAUUACUAUCAAGGGAGACAAUUUGUUUGCAGCUGUAAGUGCCUACAUUGAUGAUAAACUUAAAUCUAAAGAAGUCAGUGCGAGCAAUAAAACUAAGUUGAAAGAAUUAUCAGAGAGACUUCAAUCAUGUGCCAAGAAGAAUAAGCAAACAUUAGAAUUGAAAUCUAAGCGAAUAAAGGAACGAGAGAAGAAAGUUGUGUGUAAAAGUUUUCACAAAUGUGGCAUUGUCGUGCCAGUGGACGAAAAUGAAGUUGGUUAUCGAGAAGUACCGGAAACACCUGCCGAUCUGAAAAGAAUGUUUAAAAAGAUUGCGGAUAGUAAAACCGAUGCAGAGCGGGACAAAAACUUUGAGCCACUACAGGAGAUAAUAACACUUAUUCAAUUCGCUAAUGAUGAGUGUGACUAUGGUGAAGGUCUCGAACUUGGGAUUGAUUUAUUCUGUUACGGCGGGGAAACUUUCCAUACCACAAUUCGGCAGUUGCUGUCACUAGCGUACGAUCUGUUAAAUAGAGAAGAGUAUGGACGAAUUAUUGAAGCUCAUUUAAAACAUCGGAAACGGGGAGAUGAUUUGAGCCAGUUAUGAUUUGUUGUGAUUUUUCAAACAGUCUGAUUUAGUCUGGCUGCAGAAUUUGAAAUUAAAUAUUCUUUAUCGCCUGCCUUUGAAGCAACUGUUGGUUAUGUUCGGCAUAGAAAAAGUAGUUCAGUAGAGUAGUUGUAUUGUUAACUUGUAGAAGGUUCUAAGGAUAAAUAUAUAACUAUGUUUUGAC
Molecule: messenger RNA, 859 nt
Organism: Ruditapes philippinarum (Manila clam)
Lineage: Eukaryota; Metazoa; Mollusca; Bivalvia; Venerida; Veneridae
Product: histone PARylation factor 1-like
Exons: 3
Coding region: 22-675 (217 amino acids)
Biological process (GO): DNA damage response; regulation of protein ADP-ribosylation
Cellular component (GO): nucleus
Molecular function (GO): histone binding; poly-ADP-D-ribose binding
Source: RefSeq, a predicted model, not a curated record